AAUUUCUUCCUCAACCCGAACCAAGUAGCCCACCUCCACUCCCAUCAGAAGUCGUUCUUCAAUAUCUGGAAAGAUGUUUAAGAGCGGCAUCAAGUCCUUUGCCCGCGCGAGGCCAACCUUCGUGGCUGCCUCUGCCGCCAGGCGCGUUGCCCGACCCUCUCCCUUCCGAUCAUCCAUCAGCAGCAGGUUCGCCUCUACAUCCAGUGUUGGUGAUGGCAAGAUCUACCAGGUCAUCGGUGCCGUCGUCGACGUCAAGUUCGACACGGCCAAGCUCCCUGCCAUUCUGAACGCCCUCGAGACCACCAACAACAACCAGAAGCUCAUCCUCGAGGUUUCCCAACAUCUGGGUGAGAAUGUCGUCCGCUGCAUUGCUAUGGACGGUACCGAGGGUCUCGUCCGUGGUGCCAAGGCCAGCGACACUGGUGCUCCCAUCACCAUCCCCGUUGGUCCUGCCACCCUCGGCCGUAUCAUGAACGUCACCGGUGACCCCAUCGAUGAGCGUGGACCCAUCAAGACCGACAAGUUCCUGCCCAUCCACGCCGAGGCUCCCGAGUUCAUUGAGCAGUCCACCACCGCCGAGAUUCUGGUCACCGGUAUCAAGGUCGUCGACCUGCUUGCCCCCUACGCCCGUGGUGGAAAGAUUGGUCUCUUUGGUGGUGCUGGUGUCGGCAAGACCGUGUUCAUCCAGGAGCUCAUCAACAACAUCGCCAAGGCCCACGGUGGUUACUCUGUCUUCACCGGUGUCGGCGAGCGUACCCGUGAGGGUAACGAUCUGUACCACGAAAUGCAGGAGACCUCCGUCAUUCAGCUCGACGGCGAGUCCAAGGUCGCCCUGGUCUUCGGUCAGAUGAACGAGCCCCCCGGAGCCCGUGCCCGUGUCGCCCUGACUGGUCUUACCGUUGCCGAGUACUUCCGUGACGAGGAGGGUCAGGAUGUGCUCCUCUUCAUCGACAACAUCUUCCGUUUCACCCAGGCCGGUUCUGAGGUGUCUGCCCUGCUGGGUCGUAUCCCCUCUGCCGUCGGUUACCAGCCCACCCUCGCUGUGGACAUGGGUGGUAUGCAGGAGCGUAUCACCACCACCAAGAAGGGUUCCAUUACCUCGGUGCAGGCCGUCUACGUGCCUGCUGACGAUCUGACGGAUCCCGCCCCUGCCACCACCUUCGCUCACUUGGACGCCACCACUGUGCUGUCUCGUGGUAUUUCUGAGCUCGGUAUCUACCCCGCUGUCGACCCUCUUGACUCCAAGUCUCGUAUGCUGGACCCCCGUGUUGUCGGACAGGAGCACUACGACACUGCCACCCGUGUGCAGCAGAUUCUCCAGGAGUACAAGUCCCUCCAGGAUAUCAUUGCUAUUCUGGGUAUGGACGAACUUUCUGAGGCCGACAAGCUCACCGUCGAGCGUGCCCGUAAGAUCCAGCGUUUCCUGUCCCAGCCCUUCACCGUUGCCCAGGUCUUCACUGGUAUCGAGGGCAAGCUCGUCGACCUCAAGGACACCAUUGCCUCUUUCAAGGCCAUCUUGGCUGGUGAGGGUGAUGACCUGCCUGAGGGUGCUUUCUACAUGGUUGGUGACUUCGCGUCUGCUCGUGCGAAGGGUGAGAAGAUUCUGGCGGAACUGGAGAAGGACAACUAAGAUGGUCAUGUUGGCACUGUAGAAUAAAAGGGGGAGGGGUCAUUUUCGCAUGGGGGAAAAAGGGAAACCCGUGUUUAGAUGCCAGGAUCGAGUUCACGGAGUUGUUAAAACGUAGCUCAAUCAAUUUCUCCUUUGUGAACUGUACCAAAAUUUGAAUAGGUAUUCCGUGUCCAUC
Molecule: messenger RNA, 1805 nt
Organism: Cryphonectria parasitica EP155
Lineage: Eukaryota; Fungi; Ascomycota; Sordariomycetes; Diaporthales; Cryphonectriaceae
Product: ATP synthase beta chain, mitochondrial
Exons: 7
Coding region: 74-1630 (518 amino acids)
Biological process (GO): proton motive force-driven mitochondrial ATP synthesis; proton transmembrane transport
Molecular function (GO): ATP hydrolysis activity; ATP binding; proton-transporting ATP synthase activity, rotational mechanism
Source: RefSeq, a predicted model, not a curated record